AUGGUAUCUCUAACGGUGGUUUUCUACCUGACAUGUUUGUUCUUGUGGGGAAAAGCUCAGAAGACAUAUCAGUCCUCGUCUGUUCGUCAAGAGAGUGGCUUCAAAACAGUAAAUGUUGGUGGAAGUGUAAUUUUGCGAUGUUCUUAUGAAAAUGACGAAUUAGCAAGGUUUUACUGGUAUAAGCAAACAUUGGGACAGAAACCAAAGCUCAUUUCUAAUUUCUACAUCUUUGGUGAUACUGAAGUAUUUUAUGAUGAAUUUGUGAACAAUUCACGCUUCACACUGGAAACUGAAAUCGGUAAAAACCACUUGAUUAUAUCAGAUUUGCGUAUUUCAGACUCAGCUACUUAUUACUGCGCACAUAGAGCUUCCACCACCACUGUUGAAUUUGCAGAAGGCAUCACAGUCAGUGUAAAAGGUUCACAUUUGAAUGUUAACACUUCAGUUCAGUCGUCAUCUGAGACCGUCCAGCUAGGAGACUCUGUGACUCUGAACUGUAUAGUACACACUGGGACCUGUGAUGGAGAACACAGAGUUUACUGGUUCAAAGACUCUGAAGAAUCUCACCCAGGACUCAUUUACACUCAUGGAGGCAGGAAUGAUCAGUGUGAGAGGAAAAAUAACACAAAAACACGCAACUGUGUGUACAACCUGCCAAUGGAGAACCUGAAUCUGUCUCAUAAUGGGAUCUACUACUGUGCUGUUGCCUCAUGUGGACACAUACUGUUUGGAAAUGGGAUCAAGCUGGAGUUGAAGAAUGAGGAGGUUUCUCUUGUCUUGGUGUAUUUCUUGAGUGGUGCUUUGGCAUUUACCACUAUCCUGACACUUUCACUGGCUGCCUUAUUGUACACACACAAGAGAAAAGGCCAGCAAGCUACAGAGUCUCAUGCAAGAUUUUCGGCUUCAUACCCAAUGAACUCAGAGAGUUUCCAGGCUGAAGAAAACCUCCAUUACGCUGCUUUAAGAGUAAAGAAAGCUAAUCGAUCGAGAAGUCGAAGAGAUGACACAGAGACAACAUGUAUCUACUCUGGUGUUAGGAAAUAA
Molecule: messenger RNA, 1044 nt
Organism: Mugil cephalus (flathead mullet)
Lineage: Eukaryota; Metazoa; Chordata; Actinopteri; Mugiliformes; Mugilidae
Exons: 5
Coding region: 1-1044 (347 amino acids)
Biological process (GO): response to bacterium
Source: RefSeq, a predicted model, not a curated record